GCAGUCCAGAUCCUGGCUUUCGCACAUAUUUUGACACUCGGAAAUCAGAAAUUAUAAUCAAAGUAGUAAUAAAGGAAAACGAUGAUAACAAAUGGACCUGUAAAAAUGGAAAUCAAGAGGCAACUAUUAAAGUAAAAACUGGUUAUACAUCUGUAGUAGCAAAGUUGACUUCAUCUGCUUACUUUGGAACAGUAGGUCAGGAAGUGAAUUUAUUGUGUCAAGUAGUUGUUUACGGUACUACAACCUACGACCCUACCAUGGUAUCAACGUCUAUAACUAGAAAUAGUGAUGCCAGCAAUCUUACUACUACUGUUUCUAAGGGGCAUUUCCUGAAUUACAGAGCCACAACUAAAUUAAAAUGUACAGAUCACUAUUUUUCAUGUUUUACUUUCACUGGAUUUGGUAGACUGAGUAGUGAUAAUGUAGAGAUUAAUGUCCUUGAAUGUCCAUUGCAGAUAUUUUACGAUAUGAUAACAACCAACGUAACAAUUGAACAGGGUAAAAGACGUGAUUUAGAAUUGUACUAUUCUGGUUAUCCAGUGACGACCAGAUGGUAUAAAAAUUUUCCAGAGGGAGAUAUGUCAUUAAAUAGAGUAAAUAAUGUCAUAGAUCUACAUAUAGGAUCUAGGAAAGAGAUUAUGUUUAUUGCCAAUGCUAAUUUUGACGAUGCUGGACAAUAUACAGUACAUGUUCGACAGAAUGAUACCGUCCUUAAAGUUGUUUACCAUGUGACUAUCGUAGAUCCAAAUGCACAACCGAUUAACAUUACAGCUAAACCAGAACAAACCUCAAUAGCUCCUACAGGCA
This is a messenger RNA of Lottia gigantea (owl limpet), 807 nucleotides long. RefSeq lists its product as hypothetical. NCBI's taxonomy places the organism in Eukaryota, Metazoa, Mollusca, Gastropoda, Lottiidae. The annotation marks the transcript as partial. The record is from RefSeq and is a predicted model, not a curated record. The transcript has 3 exons.